This is a messenger RNA of Electrophorus electricus (electric eel), 2778 nucleotides long. RefSeq names its product protein O-GlcNAcase. NCBI's taxonomy places the organism in Eukaryota, Metazoa, Chordata, Actinopteri, Gymnotiformes, Gymnotidae. Gene Ontology annotation, molecular function: beta-N-acetylglucosaminidase activity. Gene Ontology annotation, biological process: glycoprotein metabolic process. The record is from RefSeq and is a predicted model, not a curated record.
GAAGACACCCUGAAGUAGACAAAGCUGAUCACAUCCGAGCUAUAGCUCCUCGUUUUGUUUACGAAUAAACAAACUAGGGACAAAUCUCUGCAUUUUUUAAUUGAUGUUCGGUUAAUAAUAAUAAUAAUAAUAAGUUCAGGAAAGUCACGCAUUUAUCGACUACUUAGUCAAAACCUUGUGCCUUUCCGAGAUGCUUUGGGUGCGGAGGAUGCGCCCUCAGACGGAGAUGGAGACAGCGAAAGCAUCAUAGCGCACGGGGGGCAUAGGCUACUCCAGCACACAAACCUUCUCUCGUUUUGGGCCCGAAGAUAUUUUCAGAAAUGGAGAAGAGAGACGAGUUUUUGUGUGGGGUUGUUGAGGGUUUUUAUGGACGACCCUGGUCUAUGGAGCAGAGGAAGGUGCUGUUUCAGUGGAUGCACAGAUGGGGUUUGAAUACAUACCUGUAUGGUCCUAAAGAUGACCUGAAGCAUCGUCUGCUGUGGAGAGAGGUGUACUCCACAGAAGAGGAAGCCCAGUUGAAAGCCCUGAUCUCAGAGGCUGAGAUGAGGGGUUUGAAGUUUGUGUAUGCUCUCUCUCCUGGUCAGGAUAUUGUCUUCUCCAGCUCUUCUGACCUGACAUUGCUGAAACGUAAACUUCGACAGGUGGCAGAACUGGGUUGCCAGGCAUUUGCUGUCCUGUUCGAUGACAUCGACCACUCCAUGUGCCAAGCCGACAUUGAGGCUUUCUCCUCAUUCGCUCAUGCUCAGGUGUCUGUGGCCAAUGAGAUCUUCCGUUUUCUGGGGGAACCGCCUGUCUUCCUUUUUUGCCCCACUGAGUACUGUGGUUCUCUCUGCUCUCCCAGUGUGUCCAAGUCUCCAUACCUGCUGACAGUGGGCGAGGACCUACUGCCUGGCAUCUCAGUCAUCUGGACAGGGAGCAAGGUGAUCUCACGGGAGCUGAGUGCUGAUUCGCUGCUGGAGGUGCAGUCUGUGUUGCAGCGCUCACCCCUGGUGUGGGACAAUCUUCAUGCUAAUGAUUACGAUUCUCGACGCGUCUUCCUUGGGCCCUUCAAGGGUCGGCCACCAGGGCUGCGAGCCCAUCUCAGGGGUCUGCUGCUGAACCCAAACUGCGAGUUUGAAGCCAAUUACAUCCCACUGCACACACUGGGGACCUGGAACCAAGCAGGGAAGGGGGAGAGAAAAGGUCAGGGUCAUCUGUACUGUUCAAACCAGGCACUUUCUGCCGCACUGAAGGACUGGAUGGAUGAGCUCAGUCAGCCUCUGCAGCCAGGUCGACAGAUCAAGCCUGCAGAGCACAAGUCAUCUACUGCCUCCUCCAAAGUCAAACCAACUGACAGCUUUGACAGUCAUCACGGGCCCCAGUCCAAAAGCCCCUGCAGUGCAAGGGCUCUCCCUCUCUGCUCUGCCCAGGCAAAGAAGGCCUUGGAUGGGACAGACAGUGGUGCUGCGCCCCUCCAGAGUGAGGACCGGGCCCGUGGGGCACCUAGCCGAGAGAACGUCCCAGGAAAAGGGCUUUGCGCUGGGAAGGCCCCUCUAAGCGAGGCCCAGGUCCGGCUGCUGGUGGGCCUGUACUACUUACCCCAUGAGCACGGGCCGCCAGCCCAGAGCCUGCUGCAGGACCUCACCUGGCUCCGUGGCAACUGUCACUACGUCAGUGUCAACGGCAAUGGCAAGAAAACUCAGCCACAGAAGGUGGAGGAGUGGCGUAUGCGGGCGGCCCACUUCCUGGCUACGUGCGACGAGGUGGCGGCUCUGCACGGCAGCGUGGUGAACAGCGUGAACAGGGCCCUGCUCUAUGACCUUUACCCCUACAUCUGGGACCUGAGAAACACAGUGCUUGUGGCCAAGGCCUUCAUCAGCUGGCUGGAGGGGCGUGUGAUGAGUGAAAGUUCUUCCCUGGGUUCCUGGAAGAACUGCUUCCACUGGUGCGGCGCUUCAUCGGGGGCGGAGCUUCUAGGCUUGGAGGCGGAGCCCUGGGUGUUUAAAGGAGGCCUGUCAGGGGAAGUACAGAUGCUUCUCCCUGUGGGCACCAGCACUGAGCUGUUCUGCCAUCCUCCACCCCUUUUCCCCACCUCUCGCGUCUACAACAUACGACCCUACCAGCAGAAAGACAAGGUGGAGCUGUACCGCAUGCUGCGACAGCUGCAUCAGAGGGCUAGAAGUGCCCAGGACUCUGCUGGGUGCCACCCAGACUUCGUUGGUGACAGGUACCUGGGGGCAUCUCUGGCCCUCUGCCCAGAGUAUACCUUUGUACUGGAAGAUGAGCUGGGUGUGUGUGGCUGCGCUGUUGGCAUCCUGGAUGUGCGCAACUUUGCCAAGCGCUACCAGGCCUCCUGGUUACCUGCUCUGAGGGACAAAUACUUAACGCGGCCUCCCCAUGGUGCCAACGGGCACAGUGCCUCAAAGGAGGUGCUAUUGAGUUUGCAUGAGGAGCAGGAAUAUCCCGAUUCGCUGCUGUACCACUUCCCCUCCCAGCUCCGGCUAGAGGCGCUGCCUGAACUGGUGGACUGCAGCGUCAGCAGAAGCCUCCUCACCUCUUUGCUCACAGCACUUAAAGCCAAUGGUUCCCAGGGUGUGUUUUGUGAGGUGCAGCCCACAGAUCGGCUCCGGCUGGAGUUCCUCACCAAGCUGGGCUUUCUGGAGAUCCUGCGUGGGGAGAGCCGCUCCACAGAGGGGCUGGUCCUGGGCAGACUGCUCUAGAGCUGCUGCAGAGAGGGGCUGGUCCUGGGCAGACUGCUCUAGAGCCACUCCACAGUGGGGCGGGUCCUGGGCAGACUGC